Protopterus annectens (West African lungfish) is the source of this 1983-nucleotide messenger RNA. It is a transcript of the gene SCRN1, whose product is annotated as secernin 1. NCBI's taxonomy places the organism in Eukaryota, Metazoa, Chordata, Ceratodontiformes, Protopteridae. The coding region runs from base 84 to 1325 and encodes 413 amino acids. The transcript is spliced from 9 exons. Gene Ontology annotation, molecular function: dipeptidase activity; cysteine-type exopeptidase activity. The record is from RefSeq and is a predicted model, not a curated record. Gene Ontology annotation, biological process: proteolysis.
CGACCAAGCAAAGCGACACUUGUCAUGUGACUAAGCAGCAGCCGCUACCUACAGCUGCAGCGAGGCGAGCAAGAACUGUCAGGAUGGCUGUGGCUCCUCCAAGUUACUGUUUUGUUGCACUUCCUCCUGCCACAGAAGGUGGACAUCUGAUCUUUGGGAAAAAUUCAGCAAGACCUAGAGAUGAAGUACAGGAGGUAGUCUAUUUUCCAUCCGCAACACAUGAAGCAGGAAGUAAAGUUGAGUGCACAUAUAUCACAAUUGACCAGGUGCCAAAGACUUAUGCUGUCAUCCUGUCCAAACCUGCAUGGAUGUGGGGUGCAGAAAUGGGAGCCAAUGAGAACGGCGUCUGCAUUGCUAAUGAAGCUGUCACAGCCAGAGAGCCAGCUGCUGAGAUUGAAGCAUUGCUAGGAAUGGAUCUUGUCAGACUUGGUUUAGAAAGAGGAUCGACUGCUGCAGAAGCCUUGGAUACGAUAGUGUCCCUUUUAGAUAAACACGGACAAGGAGGAAAUUAUUGUGAAGAUGGGAGUAUGUGCCAUGCUUUCCAUAGUACAUUUCUGAUUAUGGACAGAACAGAAGCAUGGGUAUUAGAGACAGCUGGGAAAUAUUGGGCAGCUGAAAAAGUCACAGCUGGAGUAAGAUGCAUCUGUAACCAGUUAUCCAUAACAACAAAGAUAGACUCAGAGCAUCCAGAUGUUAGAAGCUACGUCCAGAACCAAGGCUGGUGGAAUGGAGAAGGGGAUUUCAGUUUUUCAGAAGCAUUUUCACAACCUGGUGACUCUUUAAGUAGCUGUUGUUCUGCCAAAGAAGCAUUAGAAAAAAAAGCAGAGAUCACUGUUCAUACUGUGAUAGACUUUCUACGUGACAAGAACAGUGGGACCUGUGUGGACUCGAACACAUUCCUUACUACGGCUAGCAUGGUGUCUGUCUUGCCUCAGAACUUGAAGUCUUCAUGCAUUCAUUUCUUUACUGCCACUCCUGACCCUGCAAGGUCAGUGUUUAAGCCUUUUAUCUUUACUAGUGAUGUAAAGGCAGUCCCCAAAGUACAGUCUCCCACAUUUAAAGAAGAUCCUGCUAAGAAGGAACCUCGAUUCCAGACCAAAGUCGAUCGCAGGCAUGAUCUAUACAAGGCACAUCAAAGGGCUCUGUCUGUCCUCAGGAGUGAAAAGGAACAUGGGCAAAGUUUAAUGGAGACAAUGUUAGGCUUGGAAAAGCAAAGUCUUGAAGCCAUGGAAGAUGUCUUAAGUAGAACAGAGCCUCUAGACCCCACAGAAGCAGCUGAUCUCUUCUUUGAUUGUGUUGAUACUGAAAUCAAAUUCUACAACUGAAGUGAACUAAGAAGAAUACAAUUAGCUUUUGGAGAAGAUGGCAAAGUUCUUCAUGCCUUGAAAGACACACAAUGUAGCUGAAUUUCAGGGAAUAAAAAAAAAUAUUUCCAGUAAUUCUUGAUGAAAUAUUCUUUUUGUCAUUUCUGAAUUGAAACUGCUUUUCUUCUCAUGUCAUGCAUUCCUUGUUCUUGUUGUGAAUUAGUGAUAGAUGGAGGAAACAGGCUGGUUGCUAACUGUGCAUGUGACAGCUAUUGGAAAGAAUGUUUCAUAUGUCUGUGGUUGCAUCAGUAAUUCAUUUUAGGGAUUAGUAUGUCUGUGUGUGUGUAAUCAGAUACAAAAUCGUAGCCUCAAGGUUUAUAAAUCCUGUGUUCAUUCUGAAGCCAAGUAGCUGAUUUGCAAUAGGUUUCAAUGUUUCCCAUGUUCACAUUUAUCACAAAGCAUGCAGUAUGGCACAGCAGUGCCUGGUUUCGGUGGCUACAUCAUCCAACACAUUCAGUAGUAAAUAUGGUACUGUGAAUGGAUUUCUUUCAGAGCUUACUAUAUAGAGCUUCUGGACCUAACCCAUGCAUAUAGCUAGAAUUCAAAUUGAUCUUUUUCUUAUAAUAAUAAGAUGGUUCUGAAUACCUAAUUAAUUUAAUAAAGAUUGUUUUAAAAACGA